Molecule: messenger RNA, 306 nt
Organism: Cooperia oncophora
Lineage: Eukaryota; Metazoa; Nematoda; Chromadorea; Rhabditida; Trichostrongylidae
Source: the annotation of a GenBank genome assembly
AUGUUAUUUGUUGAAUUUAAGGUAACAAAUGCCAUAUAUGCUAACACAACACAUAUAUCCACCUACUCGAUCUGCCCUGAUUUGCAGUGUGAUUUCUCCCAAAUUGGAAGAACUGAAUUCGACAUAGAAAAUGUUGGUCCUUUUGUGGUAGACGUUAUUGACUCUGUGAAAGACUAUGUGGAGCUAAUGCAAAAAAUCUUCGACUUUGGGAAGGUAUGCUUUUUCACUUUAUGUAGUACAUCUCUCUCAAAGGAGCUGUGGGGUGGUUCAGUGGUUCUUUACAAAGCGAGAUCAACAGGUGACUAA